AUGCAUCGGAGACCAGACUCUGAUGCUUCUGGACCUGGAUCUGAAUCUGGACCUGAACUCAGCGGUGUGUCCUUCAAGAGUGAUGAGCCAAAUUAUGGCUUCAUUCAUUUUAAAGGACAAUCUCCUGCAAAGAGAGUGGACCAGGAGAGCUCAGAGGAUCCCCGUGGUCAGUCUGCCCAGCAGCAUCAAACACACCUUGACUCCGUAUUUAUGCUGCUGGAGGAGAACAUUGUCACUUUUGUGAAGAACGAGCUGAUGAAGAUUCAAAAGGUUCUGAGUUCAGAUUACCCAGAAUGCUUAAAAAGUCAAAGUGAGGACAGUGAGGAGGAAGAGCAGAGGAGGAGCAAUAUAGAGGCAUUUCUUAAGAUCACACUAAACUUUCUGAGGAGAAUGAAGCAGGAGGAGCUGGCUGCCCAUCUGCAAAGAAUGUGUCAGUCCAAACUCAGGUCUAACCUGAAGAAGAAAUUCCAGUUGGUGUUUGAGGGAAUUUUUAAAGCAGGAAACCCAACCGUUCCGAAUCAGAUCUACACUGAGCUCUACAUCAUAGAGGGAGGGACUGCAGAGGUAAAUGAUGAACAUGAGGUCAGACAGAUUGAAACAGCGUCCUGGAGACCAGACAGACCAGAAACAACAAUCACACAUGAGGAGAUCUUUAAAGCCUCACCUGGAAGAGACAAACCAAGCAGAACAGUGAUGACAAAGGGAGUGGCUGGCAUUGGGAAAACAGUCUUAACACAGAAGUUCACUCUGGACUGGGCUGAAGACAAAGCCAACCAGGAUAUACACUUCACAUUUCCAUUCACUUUCAGAGAGCUCAAUGUGCUGAAAGAGAAAAAGUUCAGCUUGGUGGAACUUGUUCAUCACUUCUUUCCUGAAACCAAAGAAGCAGGAAUCUGUAACUUUGAAGAGUUCCCGGUUGUGUUCAUCUUUGACGGCCUGGAUAAGUGUCGGUUUCCUCUGGACUUCCACAACAACGAGAUCCUGACUGCUGUUACAGAGUCCACCUCAGUGGAUGUGCUCCUGACAAACCUCAUCAAGGGGAAACUGCUUCCCUCUGCUCGCAUCUGGAUAACCACACAACCUGCAGCAACCAAUCAGAUCCCUCCUGGUUGUGUCGACAUGGUGACAGAGGUCAGAGGGUUCACUGACCCACAGAAGAUGGAGUACUUCUGGAAGAGAUUCAGAGAUAAGACGCUUGCAAGCACCAUCAUCUCCCACAUCAAGACAUCACGAAGCCUCCACAUCAUGUGCCACAUGCCAGUCUUCUGCUGGAUCACUGCUACAGUUCUGGAGGAUGUGUUGAAAAGCAGAGGGGCAGGAGAGCUGCCCAAGACCCUGACUGAGAUAUACAUCCACUUCCUGGUAGUUCAGGCAAAACUGAAGAACAUCAAGUAUGAUGGAGGAGCUGAGACAGAUCCACACUGGAGUCCAGAGAGCAGGAAGAUGAUUGAGUCUCUGGGAAAACUGGCUUUUGAGCAGCUGCAGAAAGGCAACCUGAUCUUCUAUGAAUCAGACCUGACAGAGUGUGGUAUUGAUAUCAGAGCAGCCUCAGUGUGCUCAGGAGUGUUCACACAGAUCUUUAAAGAGGAGAGAGGGCUGUACCAGGACACAGUGUUCUGCUUUGUCCAUCUGAGCGUUCUGGAGUUUCUGGCUGCUCUUCAUGUC
This is a messenger RNA of Scomber scombrus (Atlantic mackerel), 1665 nucleotides long. Its product is annotated as protein NLRC3-like. The annotation marks the transcript as partial. The transcript has 4 exons. The record is from RefSeq and is a predicted model, not a curated record. NCBI's taxonomy places the organism in Eukaryota, Metazoa, Chordata, Actinopteri, Scombriformes, Scombridae.